Messenger RNA from Pelobates cultripes (western spadefoot toad), 13728 nucleotides. The record is from the annotation of a GenBank genome assembly. Lineage: Eukaryota; Metazoa; Chordata; Amphibia; Anura; Pelobatidae.
AUGGAGGAAGGGACCACCCAGAGACAUACCCUGGGGAACUUGGAGGAAGAAGAUGGGGAAUACCCUACCUGGGUCAUCAGUACACUAACAACAGUCUUGGUUGUGACAAUCAGUGGUGACAUUGUUGGAAACCUUUUGGUCAUCACAUCUGUCUUCAGGAAUAAGAGACUUUGGAAACUGGGUAAGAGGCUAUAUCUCAAUUCACACUAGUUUAGAGACAUUAGGGUUUUUCUUUGUUAAUGUUUCCAAGAUAGUGUUUUCAACUCUGAACUUUAAUAAGGGCAUUGGGCAUUAACUGGUUAGUAUUUUAAGUUAAGGACUAAUGAUGGUCUAGGCAUAGGCAACCUUCGGCACUCCAGAUGGUUUGGACUACACCUCCCAUGAUGCUUUGCCAGCAUUAUGGGUGUAAGAGCAUUAUGAGAGAUGUAGUCCACAACAUCUGGAGUGCCAAAGGUUGCCAAUCUAUGUCGUCAUAACUAUCUGGUCUUUAGAGAUCGUAGUCUAGCAUGGGAUGUCCUACUCAGCAACAGCAGGGUUCUAUUGCAUUAGUAGGAUAUCCCAUGUCGGUAUAGGGUCUGUGUGGCCAAAUUGUCAUAAAGACACCGAAUGUCAUUGGUCCUUUAGAAGUUAAAAGAUAUAGCAACAUUAAAAUAACAUAAAUGUGUUUUACAAACACAUUUCAGUUUUGUAAAUUCACAGCAAAACACCAAUAUUAUUUUUUACUCUGUAUAUAUUUUAAGUAAUUGCAUAUUAUAAUAUAAACUUUUGGAUGCUAUUUUUAUAAAAUGAAAUCUUAAACUAAAAAUGAAAUUGAAGGAGAUGUGUAACAUACAGGGUUAUGCACUAAACAUAUAGUGACAUUGAAAAAACAUAAAUUUAUUUUAUGAACACAUUGCAAUUUUGUAAAUUCAUAGCAAAAUAUACACCAAUCGUUUUUUACUCUGUAUAUAUUUAAGGUAAUUACAUAUUAGAAUAUAAACUUUUGGAUGCUUUUUUAAAAUUAAAUUAAAUCUUAAAAUAAAAAUGAAAUUAACGUAAAUGCGUAACAGGAUUAUUCACUAAACUAUAAAUAUUAGCAACUUGAAUCCGGAUGACAAAAUUGAGGCUAAAGUAGCUUAGUUUUAAAAAAUUCUUCAACUCGGGAUUAGUCAACGCUUAUCUGUAUUAGCUUCAAUUUUGCCAUUCAGAUUUAAUUCACUAAAAUGUGUUUAGUUAAUAACCCUGAUUGUUUUUAGCUCUGUCAUUCCUAGUGCUUUUAUUCAGUAGAUUGACAUGACACCACCUAGGAGGCUAAGCUUUCCAACUUGGAAAAGUAAACUAAAUGGAUCAUUUAUUUAGUUCAGCUAUUAUUGAUGAAGUUUUGUCAUUUAGUUUUCAUUUCUACACAGUGCUCACAAAUUCACUACGUGAUGAAUAAACCUACAAAGAGUUCAUCACUAUUGGAAAGGUCACCAUGUUUUUAGGCAUUUCUGCUAUUUGACAUCAAGAAUUGCAUCUUUGAAAGCAUGUUUUUUACAGAGCAUGCUUUGUAUAUGUUCUAUAAUUCUGUACACAAGGUCAAAUAUACAUUAUAUGUGGCUUAAAGAAGACAGGAAUGUCUCUCAUUCUAUGUAGGAUGAAUUUGUGCCACAGUGGGUCGAUUAGCAGUCUUAGGGCUAGAGUGAAGCCAUUCAUCAUGGCAAUUAGAGCAAUACAGCUUGAUUUUGUCUCCAACAAAAGACACUAAAGGUCACCGCUUAAAGCAGAUCAUAGAUACCUACACAAUGAACUUAUUUCAUUAAUUUAUUAUAUGCUACACAGCAAUAAUAGCUAAAUUUCAUAACCACUUCCAAAACAUAAAAAGUAUUCAUUAAUAUAUUUUUGAUCCUGCACAAUGUUAAGGCAAAAUCCUCUAGUUAUUUUAAUCAAGUCCUGUGUAUAUGUUGUCAAUGUUUUAAUAGUGGGGUAGAAAUUCUUUUUAUUGAUUUGAUGUAAAUACAUUUUGCACCAUGCACGGUUUUCCAAUCACAUAGCAAUUUAAGGAAAAUGCUUGACCUUUGUAAGCACUGCUUGUGAAAAUGUCUGUUUCUUUUCUCUUUUUUUCCAUCCAUAUGUCUCUGUAUGUGUCUAAUUAAAAUAAAUAUGCACUUGUCGGUCCAUGGGAGAUAUGGAUUUUCUCUUCAUCAUAUAUUGGGGAAUGCUUCAAGAUAAGGCUUUACAGUGCUUCUGUGCCCACUCAAAGCACCAUAACAACUUUGCAUCACUCCAUCCAUUCCUAGACUGACUUACAACUCCAGUCAUUUGGGAUAUAAAAAUUGUACACCUAGAAGCAUGUCCCUUGUCUUUCUUCUAAAGGAGAAAGUUUUAAUUCUUCCUUAGCUGUCUCGGGGUCAUGCCACGUGUGUGUGUGCUACGUGAGGGAGGGAGCCCAAGGAAGGCACUACGCAUGCAUGUGUAGUGGUUUGCAGUCAUUCUGUUUUACAAAACUGUUAACUGGGCUGGGUAUAAACUGACAGAACCUGUGUUAUGCCUGCAAUCAGCUUAUGGAGCAUUUUCACUCUUCUUAUGACUGGAACUGCAUCUAUGAAAUACGUAUACCAUAAAUCCACGCUGCACAUGAGACUGGAAUAAUAAAAAAGCGCCAUAGAAAAACAUGAGAGGCUCCUGAUUGGUGGAAUUUCUUCCUGGUCAGGCAGAAGUCCUCCCUCUUCUGACAUCUGCCUGUGCAAGUGUAACGGUUUGGGGUGAACAGGCUCAGUUUGCAGAGAAAGGACAAAGCAGAGUCACUUAAAGGGACACUAGAGUCACCCAGACCACUUCAGCUCAGUGAAGUGGUCUGGGUGCCAGUUCCCUCAGGUUUUAACCCUUCAGAUCAUCAGAUGCAAACAUAGCAGUGUCUCUGAAACUGCUAUGUUUACAUUUGGGGUUAAGCCAGCCUCUAGUGGCUGUCUUCCGGACAGCCACUAGAGGCGCAUCUGCGACGCUGGAGGCAUAUUAUGCCUCCAUCGCGCAGAGCGUCCAUAGGAAAGCAUUGAGAAAGGGGUCCCUGAGGGAGGGGGUCCCUGAGGGUGGGGGCACCCUCAGGGUACUAUAGUGCCAGGAAAACACGCAUGUUUUCCUGGCACUAUAGUGGUCCUUUAAGUUAACUAUACUUGUAUUAAGCUAACACAGCAGCAAAUUAAGAAACCAGGCCAAUGGGUAGAAUCAUAGAUACAAAUGGAGUGGAUAUUCUGGAUUUCAUCUACUAUAUCUCACAAAAUAAUGGCCAAUGCCGUCUGAUGCAUGCAAGAGGAAACUAAUCUACAGUUUAGUACAUUAUGUCCUUAAAACAGUUUUCCUGGCACUAUAGGUUUCUAAGGUGCCCCCCUUUCCCUGUCCCUCGGCGCUGGGUCAGGCUCCACCCACGCUCCUCCCUUGCUGAUGUCAGCCGGCGGGGGAGACCUAAUGCGCAUGCGUGGAAAUGCAGAGCGUGAGGAUGUCCAGUGUCAAAUACCAGACCAAAGGUCUGUUUCAAUUCAGAAAGCACUCUAGUGGCUGUUUGGUAGACAGCCACUGUGGGUAGACUUAGCGCUGCAAUGUAAGCAUUGCAGUUUCUCUGGAACUGUAAUGUUUAACAUUGCAGCACUAAGUGUAAAAGGGACACAGCACAAAGACCACUUCAAUGAUUUGCAGUGACCCUUUAACGAAACAGCACUUCAUAUGGAACUGCAUCCUUAUGCAGUCCUUUCUAAGAAGGUACAAUGUUUAGGUAGCUCUGGGAUGUCCUGAAAUAAUGGUUGCUAUAUCAAAAAGGACUAAGUUGUAAAGGGCUGCUGAAGCUGAGGGGAAUAGCAGUACUAAAAUGGAGUCAGAAGAAACUGCUAACAAUGCAAAAGGUGGGGACAGAAUGAAGAGUGCACAUAACCAUGGGAUACACUUAAGGUCUGGGAAAAUGGACUCAUAACAAGAAGCAGAGAUGAAGGGAAGCUCUGAAGAUGACACAAGGCUCCAUUGCCAGUAAUGCCAUGAAUGUUAGGUAUGCAUUCUGCUUUACUGGUCACAAUGUCUGCUGGUAGAUUGUUUAGUAAGCUUUAUGUUUCCUGAUUUUCAGAUGAACUUGCUCAUCCAGGUUUGUAACGUUUUGCAAACAAUACCAGUUUGCCUUCCUCAAGCAUACUUUUCUUAUCCCGAGUCUGACCUGCACUCAUUUGUUUAGGGGAAUUGUGGGCCCACCUCCUAGACCCAUGCUCUCUUUUUCUGUAAGUCGUGUGUGUGAUGGUUGAUUGCUGAGUAAGCCUGAGAAGUGUAAAGGGGGGAAAGGGCUGAGUGUGUCUGUGUCUCUGGUAUUGUGUCCAUGUGUAUGUGCCUGCAAGUGUGUAUGUGCAAUUCUGACUGAGUGUGUGAACAAGACAUUUUAUUUGAUUUGUGAUUGGGAAUUCCGUCUGAUGGCCUAAAAAAAAAGAUAAAUUGUAGGAAAAAUUAAGAUUGAUGGUUAGGGGACAGCCACUAAAUGAGAUCAAGUGAAAACUGACCAAUAGAGGAAAAAGGAUGACCAGUGAAAAAAAACCUCUAUAUUCAUUUAUUAUAUAUUUAAUAAGUAUAUAAUAUAUAAAUAUCAUUUUUGUUACUGCUCCUAAUUUUUUUCUCUUUUGGCUUCUCUGCUCACUUGAUUGACUGUGCCUCAAAUGGCAGGAAAAUGUGCCUAUCAGUGUACUGCAAAACAUAUACAUGAUAUUUGUAGUUUUUGUACAUUUGUUCCCUAUUGUGAAUCCAGUAUACAAUAUGGAAGAGGGGCAUAUUAAAAUGCAUGCUGACUGAAAGAGCAAUUACAUUGUUUAAUAUGAAUCUUUCCCUCCUCUAUAGGAAUGAGUAAUUUGAUCUAAAGUAUAGGCACAUUGAGUGCAGUGACCAGAAGGCAAUAGGGAAAAAAAUUAGAAAAUGUGCAUAGCCUGCUACUAUGUAACAAAGAUUUACAUCUUGUACAUUUACAUCUGCUGCUGAAAUUUGACUGUCAUGCACAAUAUUAUAGAUUAACCCCUUAUUGUCGCAUGAUGAAAUGAUUCCGUCAUGGUUGUCCUUCCCUAAAGGAAUAAUAACACAAUAAUAUCGUCAUGCGGUAUUUUGCCAGCAGCACUGUUUCUGAUAUCUAUGGUCCCCUUUUGUCAGCUGCGUGUGUGCAGCAAAUAUGUAUCCCUGUGUUUGUUUGGAAAUGGAUAUGUGUACCUUGAGUUGUGAAUCUGUUGGUGUUUCUGACUGAGUGUAUAUCAGUCUGUAUCAGCGUGCGUGUAUCAGAGUUGUUAACUAAACUCUGUAUUUGAGUGAUUUAAGUCCAAAUUGUAAAACGGAGGCCAAAAAACUGCCAAGCUUUGUCUAUUGUUGAGGUUUUUUUUCUUCUUGUUUUUAUUUUUCAGAUAAGCUACUUUAGACUAAUUUUUGCAGUUUUGUUUAAAUUUGCUUUGAACAUUCUAUAUUAACAGUUUUUGGUUUGAAUUCUACCACUUAAACAGCAGUGCAGAAAAUAUUUAUUCAGAGACUCCGAGUUGAGUACAUUAUUACACUUCAUGAGCUAAAUUACAAGUCAGUGCAUCCAUUUUUAAGACAGAGGUUUGAAUGCAUGUUCAGUGAAAACCAUCUUUUGGGGGUUGAUGAGCAGCUGCCUAUCUUAAUUGCUCCUGAAGCCCAGAUCCUGCUUCAAGCUACAGGCAUUCCUAUCUGUUUGGCUGAUACUCUUCUGAUCAUUGCAGCAUCCUAUUCAGUACAGAAGGAAGAUAAAACAGGUUUACACCAUUAGUUGAUUCAGUUAUAACAUUGGGGUAAAGUCCAUUUCUGAAGCAGAAGUUGCAAAUAAUAGUCUUUCUGACUCAGUGUAUUUAUUAUCCAUAAUAAUAAUGAGGGACAAAUACUAGAUAAUUUUAUAGGAAACCUAAGUUUUUUGCUCUUUUCAACUGAAAAAAAUUGUUCAUUUCUGUCCUUGUCCAAAUAUCACACGUAAUCCUGAACACACAGUGAUACAGAAAAACAUCAGAAUAGAAUUUCAUUACUUUUUUUUUUUUAUUGAUUACAUCUCUGUCACAAUGUGGAAGUCAGCACACAGGGCACACAGAGAGUAAGCCAGUGUUCUAAUUAGCCUUCAAAGAGAUAAAGAUUUACUUUACUUCAAAGGAAUCUAACAUCGUCAUCAACAUUUUGUACAGUCUGUUCAACUUCCUAACACAAACUACAUUACUAUAGGGUCAUUGCAUUUUUUACAGAUGCCCAUUGACACAUAAUUCUGUAUUGCCCUUCACUAAUUAAAGAAAUAAUAAUUACAAUUAUAUAUAUAUAAAAUUAUUUUUCAUUCUCGGGUAUCUUAGCUGUGCCUAGAACUGCACUCUUCUGGACAGCGAUCUCAGAUGUCCCACCUGGAGUCUGUUGAAGCCACUCACCCAACUUGGGAGUUACAGCCACGAGUGCUCCUAUCACAACUGAGACUACUGCCUGCUCUUUCCACAUGCUUUCUAGCCCCUCUUUCAAUACUUGGUAUUUGUCCACCUUCUCAUGUUCCUUCUUUGUGAGGUUAUGGUCACUAGGUAUUGCCACAUACACAAUCUUUCAUUCCUUGUAUACCACCAUGAAGUCAGGUUGGAUGGCCAAUACUUGUUUGUCUGCCUGAUCUGAAAGCCCCAAAGGAUUCGAGCCCUGCCAUUUUUAACAACCCUUUGUAGUAUCUCCCAUCUGGACUCCCAGGCAGGUCCAGUUCAGAUAUUUCGGUACACAAUUCCAGCAACUUGGUUGUACCUCUCAAUGUAUUAGACAUGUGCAAUUCGUUUCGGGCCAAAUAUGAAUUCGGACGAAUUUCGGCCAAUUCGGACAUUCGGGUACUUCCGAAUGUCCAAAUAGCCGAAUUGCCGAAGUGCUGAAUUACCGAGGUCCCGAAGUUUUGAAAUUAUCGAAUUUCCGAAGUGCCGAAAUGCUAAAGUGCCGAAGUUCCGAAGUUGCCGAAGUUCCGAAGUGCCGAAUUGCCGAAGUUCCGAAGCACAGUAUUGCCUAAGUACUGAUAUGCUUACUCAGUGGAAGAAGAAGAAUGUUACACUGUAUACAAUUUUAAAUAAAAAGUAUACAAACAUAGCCAGGAUUCAGCUGUAAGCAUUUGCAACACUUACAACAAUCAAAUAAUAUACAUUCAUAUAAAAUGUAAGUUACUUGGCCAGUCAGUGUAAUGACAGGAAUGAAUAAGUAGAUAACUCCCACGGUAUUAGGGAGCUAUCUACUAAAAGGCUGAAAGACCUGAAUUGGUCUUUCAGCCAAAUUUACUAAUACUAAGUAAAGAUUAUUUAGUAUUAGUAAAUAGUGAUGUCUGAACUGUUCGCCAGCGAAUAGUUCCUGGCGAACAUCGCUUGUUCACGUUCGCCACGGAUGGCGAACAUAUGCGCUGUUCGGUCCGCCCCCUAUUCGUCAUCAUUGAGUAAACUUUGACCCUGUACCUCACAAUCAGCAGACACAUUCCAGCCAAUCAGCAGCAGACCCUCCCUCCCAGACCCUCCCACCUCCUGGACAGCAUCCAUUUUACAUUCAUUGUGAAGCUGCAUUCUUAGUGAGAGGAGGGACAGUGUAGCUGCUGCUGAUUUGAUAGGGAAAUUGAUAGCUAGGCUAGUGUAUUCAGUGUCCACUACAGUCCUGAAGGACUCAUCUGAUCUCUGCUGUAAGGACAGCACCCCAAAAAGCCCUUUUUAGGGCUAGAACAUCAGUCUGCUUUUUUUUCUGUGUAAUGUAAUUGCAGUUGCCUGCCUGCCAGCCUGUGUGUCAGGCUCACAGCAUAUACUGUGCCCACUUGCCCAGUGCCACCACUCACUCACUGGUGUCACAAUAGCUUGCAUUUAAAAAAAACAAAACUUUUUUGACUGUAAUAUAAUAGCAGUCAGUUUCCUUCGCUAGUGUGCGUUUCAGGGCCUGCCCAGUGCCACCACUCACUCACUGGUGUCACAAUAGCUUGUAUUUAAAAAAAAAAUUAAAUUUUUUUGACUGUAAUAUAAUAGCAGUCAGUUUCCUUCACGAGUGUGCCUUUCAGGGCCUUCCCAGCGCCACCACUCACUCACUGGUGUCCCAAUAGCUUGCACUUAAAAAACAACAACAACUUUUUGGACUGUAAUAUAAUAGCAGUCAGUUUCCUUCACGAGUGUGUGUUUCAGGGCAUUUAAAAAAAACAAAACUUUUUUGACUGUAAUAUAAUAGCAGUCAGUUUCCUUCACUAGUGUGCGUUUCAGGGCCUGCCCAGUGCCACCACUCACUCACUGGUGUCCCAAUAGCUUGCAUUUAAAAAAAACAAAACGUUUUGGACUGUAAUAUAAUAGCAGUCAGUUUACUUCAUGUGUGUGCGUUUCAGGGCCUGCCAGGGCACAGUGUCACACCAGUGCAACUCAUAUCUGGUGUAACAGUAGUGUACAUUUAAAAAAAAAAAAAUAAUACAAUUUUGACUGUAAUAGAUUGAAUAGCAGUUAGUUGUCUGCAAGCGUGUGUGUCAGGCCUAGAACAUCAGUCUGCUUUUUUUUUUCUGUGUAAUGUAAUUGCAGUUGCCUGCCUGCCUGCCAGCCUGUGUGUCAGGCUCACAGCAUAUACUGUGCCCACUUGCCCAGUGCCACCACUCACUCACUGGUGUCACAAUAGCUUGCAUUUAAAAAAAACAAAACUUUUUUGACUGUAAUAUAAUAGCAGUCAGUUUCCUUCGCUAGUGUGCGUUUCAGGGCCUGCCCAGUGCCACCACUUACUCACUGGUGUCACAAUCGCUUGUAUUUAAAAAAAAAAAUUAUUUUUUUUUGACUGUAAUAUAAUAGCAGUCAGUUUCCUUCACGAGUGUGCGUUUCAGGGCCUUCCCAGCGCCACCACUCACUCACUGGUGUCCCAAUAGCUUGCACUUAAAAAAAAACAACAACUUUUUGGACUGUAAUAUAAUAGCAGUCAGUUUCCUUCACGAGUGUGUGUUUCAGGGCAUUUAAAAAAAGCAAAACUUUUUUGACUGUAAUAUAAUAGCAGUCAGUUUCCUUCACUAGUGUGCGUUUCAGGGCCUGCCCAGUGCCACCACUCACUCACUGGUGUCCCAAUAGCUUGCAUUUUAAAAAAAAAAACGUUUUGGACUGUAAUAUAAUAGCAGUCAGUUUACUUCAUGUGUGUGCGUUUCAGGGCCUGCCAGGGCACAGUGUCACACCAGUGCAACUCAUAUCUGGUGUAACAGUAGUGUACAUUUAAAAAAAAAAAAUAAUACAAUUUUGACUGUAAUAGAUUGAAUAGCAGUUAGUUGUCUGCAAGCGUGUGUGUCAGGCCUACAGCUAGUGGCACAGUCAGACAGCAUGCAUCGGCACCCGGGGUCAGCCAGACAGCACGCCAAUCAACGCAUGCUGUUGCCACCACCAGAAUGCCGUCAUUGCAGAGCUCAGCAGUGUGGCAUUUUUUUUGUGUGUCUGAACCCCUUGACUACUGGGUGUGCAGGCUUGACCUGUGGCCUGAGCUAUCCCACUUUGCGAAAGAACUUCUGGCCUGCCCCGCUUCAAGUGUCCUGUCAGAAAGGACCUUCAGUGCAGCAGGAGGUAUUGUCACUGAGAAGAGAAGUCGCCAAGUCAAAAAAGUCUAGAUUACCUCACCUUUAUUAAUAUUAAUGAGGGAUGGAUCCCGAAGGGACUGACAGUGAGCGUAUUCGACUAAAAAAGGCCUGAUGAGGGGGACGUAACAGGGUGUUGCGGCUGCCGGCCCGCCGCGUGAUAUUUAAAUCCCUAGCUCACCCCAGUACCUUACCCUGUCGUGGUUUCCUGUUCCUGGUUUCCUGAGAGUGCUUUAUCAUUGUGAAUCUGAUUUCCUGGUAUCCUGAUCUUGGCUUUUCCCUGGUUAUUCUGAAUUCUGGUUUCCCUGACUUGGCUUGUGUAAACGGUAUUGUGUAUUUUCUGGCUUCCUUGACCUCGGCUUUCCCUUUGACCAUUAUCUGUCUCUAGCGUAUUAGUCCGGCCAUUCUAAGGUCCGGUUUACGCUCUGUCCUUUUAUUUCCUUUUCUUGCCUAUGUAUAUGUUUACAUAGUUUCUACGUGCUGGCCACACUAGUAGUCAUGACAUUGGGAGUAAACUGAUAAGAAUAGUACUACUUAACACACCACUCCUAUCUGGUGGCACAUUAGAUUGCACGCGCAGUGCCCCAAAUUUGAAGUAGGAGGACCGACCAAGCAUCUUUUUCCAUCUCCCGGUUCCUAAAAUCCAUGCCAUAUACACGUCCCCUGAUAGGGGACGUAACAGGGAUUAAACUGAUAGGAAUAGUACUACUUAACACACCUUAUAAUAACGCAGAGAGAGGCAACGCAGAGAGAGGAGUCUGAAGAAGAGGAGUCAGAGGAGGAAGGUGGCUUUGAGGAGGUGGAAGACCAAACACAGCAGGCGUCCCAGGGGGCUUGUUGUCACCUUUCGGGGACCCUUGGUGUUGUACGUGGCUGGGUGGAGGAAGAGACCUUCAAUGACAUCAGUGAGGACAAGGAACGGACAUGGCUAGCUUGGUAUCCAACCUUGUGCAAAUGGGGAGUUUGCGGUUGUGCAAAUGGACUGUUUGCGGUGCGUUAAACGGGGAGUUUGGUCUGUCACUGUGAAGCGGACGUAACCCUUACACUACCUGAUCGAUACAACAUCAUACCAAUUUAGGGAUGUUAGGUGAUUUAUGCCCUUUAUGGAUUAAAACCAGACUCUGCAUCAACUAUGUAAUUUUCCAUGAGAGUUUUGCCAUGGAUCCCUAUUCUUCUAUUGAUCUGGUGCUGAUUGUCUGUUCCUGAACUGCUAGUGCUGCCUCAGUGCUGUCUUUCAGUCUUGCAGUUUCCGAACACUGGUAGGAUUUUAUAAGGUGAGCAAUCCACUAUUUGCCAGUGGUACACCGCACCAUGGAAAGGUUUGUUUUGCCACAUAACCUCCUCUAUUUUUACAUACUCUAUCUGAUGUUGUCUCAGGAAUUCCCUUAACGGUUCAUCUUUGGAAGCCUUCUUUGUGGUGUACUUGUAGAUGCUCUGUGUUUGAUCCAGGACUGUGGUCUUGACACUCACCAGGCAUUGACCUCCUUCCUUCUGGCUGGUGUACAGUCUAUGAGUGCUGGAUGUCGUGUGGAAUCCUCCAUUCAUAGUGAGUAGUUUCAAGGUUUUGAAAUCCAUGGUGACUAGCUCUUCUUUUGGCCAGGUUACUAUUCCAUCUGGGUACCUGAUGAGUGGUAAGGCAUAUAUGUUGAUGGCUUGGAUCCUGUUCUUGCCAUUGGGCUGGGACUUCAAGACCUGUCUGACACUCUUGAGAUUCAGUUAGGGAGUCUAUUUCUGUCUAAUAUCCACCAGUAGGAAUGGAAACUGCAAAGUGUAAUGCCACUUCUCAGAAACAGCCAUGUAUGCAUUUGUAAUGCCAUAGGGGCAGCACCUGUACCUAAAAAAAGCUUAAUUAAGAGGAAUUUUAACAAUGGAGUUUACACGUUCACCCUCUUUAAACAUACCGCAAAUUCACCCCUUCCUAUAAUACAAAUAUUUUGCAGGUAGAAGAGAAUAUUAAGCAUUUGCAUGAGAAAGGAUCACUGUGAUGUGGGUCAUUGCUCAAGUUUUAAAGUCCCCAACCUUGACACACCACUCUUCUCCGACUGUCACAAUAAACACAUUAGUCAUCCAAUGUAAUAGAAUAUAACAGAAUCCUUAUUUUUUAACACUUUACACACACAGUUUAUUCAGACUGCAGCAAAUUUAUAAAGUUUACAUUAUUGCUGGUGUUCAAGCGACACGUUGGAAAUGUUUGCAACAUAUUUUGCACUGCAAUACAUUUUAAGUAAUGUGACAAUAUAUAUUUUGUAUAAUAAGACAAUGACAAUAGAGCUAUCAGAGGUGUGUGAUAGGUGUGCGCUCAAGCUGAUUUAUUGACACGCUUGCAGUGUGUUUGUUUGUGAAUUGUCUCUGGUGUCUCAAUAAGUUGGAUUGCAGAGGACAAAAGGACCAGGGAAGAGAAUUGUGCAUGUGUUUGGAGGCUGCUUGUGGGAUUGCAUGUGUAGAGGGAGCUGAUUUUGGUGUGGUGUUUCAAUUUCAGUUGUGUUGUCUUUGUGGUGUAAUAGGUGCUGAUAGGGGCUGUAGAGUGUGUGUGUGUGUGUGUGUGUGUGUAUAGGUGCUGUAGUGUGUGUGUGUGUGUGUAGGGGGCAAAGUGUGUGUAUAGGGAAUGCAGAGAGUGUUUCCAUAGGGGUUGCAGUAUAUGUGUGUUUAAGUGUUGUAGUGUGUGCAGGGGCUGUAGAGAGUGUGUGUUUAGGAAAUGAAGUGUGUGUUUUUGCUAUACAGGAUCUAGUGUGUGCAAAGGGGAUGAAAUGUAUGUGUGUGUGUUUGUGUGUUUUCCCAGUUUGCCUGAUGGCCAAUCAAAAAUAACCUUAAAAAUAACCUUAAACCUAACACAAUUAUUAACACCACUCAUAAUGAUAAAAUUAACCCUAACUCCAUUGCUAGAUCUAACAUCUUAGCCAUAAAUCCAACAGCAAUCUUAACCAUAACACCAAUACAAACCCGAACUUCAACAAUAAUCCUAAUAGUAACCUUAACCCUAAAACCAACUAGCAUUUACCCUAACACCCUGAACUAACCAACAACACUAACCCUUAAUGCUAACCCUAACAGUCACAAUACCCCUAACACUGCACUAACCCUAAUUUUAACCCUAAAACUAACCUUAACCCCAACACUAUCUGCAAUACUAUUCCUAACACCAACACUAAACAUAAUAUUAACCUCAACCACAAUGCUCUCACUAACCGUACCUCUAGCCUAUUCUCCCAUCCAAAAGCUUCUUCCUCCUCUCAUAAAAGAAGGAAUGGAGAGAUCGCUGAUCUAAGGUACAGUGCAACCUAGAUAUAAAUACUCAAAACAACCUGAAAAUUAGACGCAAGUGAAUAACAAAAGGCAUUUAUCUAAGUUUAAUUUUAUAUACAUUUAUAUAGCUGCCUAGCACAUUAUUGUUUGCUAAUUUUAACACUCUUAUUUCCUUCCUUGCAGGUAAUGCAUUUGUCGUCAGCUUAGCAGUAGCAGACUUGCUUGUUGCCUGCUAUCCUUACCCAUUGGUACUGCUGGCGAUCUUCAAUCAAGGCUGGAGAAUGGGCCAUGUACAUUGCCUGAUGAGUGGAUUUUUCAUGGGACUCAGUGUAAUAAGCUCUGUUUUCAAUAUCACUGGCAUUGCCGUCAAUCGCUACUGCUAUAUCUGCCAUAACAGCUGGUAUCCCCGAUUGUUCUCCAACACCAGCACGUUCUGCUAUGUAGGGUUAGUUUGGAUCUUGGCUCUGGCAGCCAUCUUGCCAAACCUGUUUGUGGGAUCUUUGCAAUAUGACCCUCGUGUUUUCUCCUGUACAUUCUCUCAGUCUGUUAGCUCACUAUACACCCUCGCUGUAGUAAUCUUCCAUUUCUUUUUGCCCAUUGGGGUGGUGAGCUACUGUUAUCUACGCAUUUGGGUAUUGGUUUUUAAUACGCGACAUAGGGUCAAACCAGACAGACAUCUCCAAGCUCAAACAUGGCCUUAUAAUCUUCAGGGUUUUAUCACAAUGUUUGCAGUCUUUGUGCUUUUUGCUGUAUGCUGGGGACCACUAAAUAUUAUAGGACUGACUGUAGCCAUAUACCCAUCAUUAGGAAAUUCUAUUCCACGUUGGCUCUUUCUAGUGAGCUAUUUUAUGGCGUACUUUAACAGCUGCCUAAAUGCAGUGGUUUAUGGAGCUCUAAAUAAGAACUUCCGAAGAGAGUACAAGAUGAUCAUGAUGAACAUCUUCAAGUUGGGUUGA